CUCGAGCUCACCGUAAUCAAGACGGUGGGGUUGACACGCGCGCAGCGCCGCGGACUGAUAAGCCUCCAUGGAAUAAGGAAGAAACGUUUAGUUUUGCUCCAAAUGAGAGAGAUACGAAGAAAAAGAAGUUCAAGUGAAUCCUGAUACGUCAUGCAGCAUGGAGUGACUGCUACUGAAAAAAGUAUAUAAAACUCUAACGAUCAGCUCAGGGAGCAUUAAGAGCAAGAAUCUACAUAUUGGAAACUUAUUAGAGACACUUUCCUUUGGAGUAAGUCUAGUCUAGGUUUCUCAGCAUUGACAUGUGCUUAAUACUCUACUAAGAGAUUCCUGAAGAAAUCUUCCCUCCUCCGGAUUUUUUUUUUUUUUGUUGUUGUUGCAUUUAGUCUUCGUGUUUAACAGCUACUCGAUUUAACAAACACACAAACUUUGCUCAGGGCUUCAGAGAGACCGCUGCAUCCUCAUAGUAAACAGUGUGGAGAAUAGCCUGCGUGUUUGCUCACUGUGUGGAGUUUGGAGCGCGCGCCGCCGCUGAUUACCACGCGCGCCACUGUGUUUCAUUAGCGGCUGUGAGCUCGCGCGCCGCUGUCCCGCGCUCCGAGUGCUGAGAAGAGAAGAGUAAAGCAGAGCAGAGCAGAGCGAGCGGGCCGCGCGUGCCUCUCAAUGCGGCGGAGCGAUGUGCACUGGGCUCUGCUGGCUGCGCGCGCUGCUGCUCGCGGCGUGUCUGUGCUUCGGCGGCGCAGAGGGAUGUGCUGAGAAGAGAACAUUCAUCCAGAGAGUAUAUGAAAACGUCCUGAUUUCAAAAUCCAGCUUUAACCAGAGGGAUCCUCUCCCCGUAGCUCUGGCUGAGCUGAUGAAGAGCGGCUCGGUCUCCUCUACAGAAGAUCUGCAGCUACUUCUGCUCUCUGACUCCGUAGAUGACGAUCCAGAGAGCGACUAUGCCAACAAUACCAACAAUCGGCUGCCAAGGAGCCUUCUGGAUGCCCAGCCAGCACAGCAAGCCCAGUGUAAGGUGAGGACAGAGGUCAUGGAGGUCACUCGCUCUAUGCUGGACCGUAGCAAUGCUAACUUUCUGCUAUGGCCACCAUGUGUGGAAGUGCAGAGAUGCUCUGGAUGCUGCAACACAAAAAACCUUAAGUGUGUAGCUGUACUCACUCACACACGCUAUCUACAGGUGAUGAAGAUCGAGUAUGUGAACAUGCGGCCAGUUUAUAAUAAAGCCGUAGUCUCAGUUAACGAUCACAAGGAGUGCCGCUGUCAGCCUGCUCCCCGUCCAGCCUCCCGCCGAAAGUCUACUGCACACAAACAAGAAGCCAGAGAUCGCUCAGGGAAACCUCGCUAUAAAGAUGAGCUUCACCGGAGAGAUGAGCUUAAACCCAACCAGAGGCUUAAACUGGAGGAUCUGCUAAGCCACAGCUGGCUGCCUCUAGAAAAUGGACAGGAUGCCUGGAGCCAUAAUAAGACGCACCACGGAAAGAGCAGAGGUCAUUUCCUUGGAGAUAGGAGAAAGUAUAACACCAGCUCCAACAGCAGCAAUAGCUUGUCUUUUGAGAGACUGACAGAAGAUGCAGGUUUACUACUACACAAUGGAACUAGGGCAAGAGAGAGAGUGAGAGAGAAAGAAGCCAAAGAAAUGCAGUUAAAUAGUACAAAAAAUGAUAACAGGCUUAGUAAUCAGUCAUUAGUAAAUGGAGUCCGUCCAACUGAAAUAACCAAUCAGAUUCCUCCGCAUAAACCGGAGGUAAUACAAUGUGCAGGCCACAGCAAGCGUAUUGGGAGCAAUCAAGCAAGCAGAAAUGGAACGACUUCCCGAACAGAGACCAACCAGAAUCAGCUGCACAGCGAAGCACCCGUUGGCCAGAGCAAUCAGACUAAACCUACAGAGAACACAAAUCAAAAGCAAGAACCUAGUACAAGGAUUAAAGGAAAUGACACCCCAGAGCUAGAGAGCACUCGAGAGGAGACCAAAAGCACAUCCACUUUGCUGAAGCAAAGAAAGGCUUUAGAGGAUGAGAAAGAAGAGCUGCUGUUACUUCACAAGCGUCUUGAUGAAGAAAAGCACAAAAUUGUCCUGAAAGCACAACAACACAGUCAACACGAGGACCAAAAACAGCACCAGAUGCACCACAGACCUCAGCAAACCCACACAACUACACAACGGACAGAAAGCAGAACACCUACCCCAGUCAAAGUGUCCACUCCACAUAUACACCCCCAACGGCCGCCUCGUCCACCAAAGAGAUUGAGGAAGCACCGCAACCGCAUAAGCAAGGCCGUCAUGAGGGCCAUGCUCAUGUAGCAUGUAUAGAUGUUUAAGGCGCAGUACCUGUCCAAAUUGUUGCACUAUCCUGAAUAAUAUAAUUUAUUCAUGUCUUCCAUUCCAUGGAGAUCCACAGCCUCUAGUACUAAUCCUCAUCCUCAGUUUCUGGGAGAGUCUGCACUUGGCAGAGAGGCAGAGCUACAUUCCUACCAUAUUCCCUUGAUAUAAAUAACAGUGAUAUUAUUAAAGGGGACAGAAGACAUUAAGAAGGUUUGCCCUGGAUAAAGACGGACUCGACAAAACUGCUCAGAUGUCCUUUUCUUAGGUUAUGCUCCCAGUUGGAAACUUGCCAUGACUCUGUGGAAGAAUGAAACUGAGAGAGUGGGCAUGGGAAUGUGUCACUGGAACUUUUAGGGGAGAAAAGAGACUUGCCUAAAAGUCUGGAAUGAAAAACAAACAAACACUGGACUUUAGAAGAUUAUUGGAAUGAAUGGGACUGGUCUGUGGAAAUGCACAGAAAAAAGCAAAGACUGAUCUAGAAGCUACCAAGAAUUCUUAGAAAAUGCUACAAAGCUUGUGCAAAUGGAAAAGCCUGGUUUAGGAGAUCUGUUGAGUAGAUUUUGAACUAAAUGCUGUCUGGAAAUAAAAAAUGGGUCUGGAGAAGAUCUCUGAAAAAGAAACAGGAAAGACUGAUCUAGAACUCAGUGGAAUGGAAACACGGGUCUAGAGAAACUGAAAUGGAAGAGAUUCAAUAAAAAUCCUACCCAUGUAGUUCCUUCAAGUGGCUUCUGGAUUAGAAGUGCUGUACUGUGGAAAUGAUAUCUGGAAUGUUCUCUGGACUGAUAAAGAGUGGCUUAGAUUAUCUGGGGAAUGGAAAGACUAGUCUCAAAUUAAAUUGGAAUAAAGUCCAUCUUAUAUUCUCUAUAGAUUAGAAAUAGUGGUCUGGAGGAUCUAAAUAAUUAAGCAGACUUAAUGCUCUCCUAGAAGUUUCUUAAUAAUAAAGACUGGUGCUGAAACUUGUCGUAAGGGAGACAUACAGAAAUACAGAAAGCUCCCAUCCAGCUCAUAUUCUAUCCAACUGACGUAAUAAGUGUCUCUUCUAACCUUAAUCACCAGAGCUAGUUUGAGUAGUUUCUGUUUCAUAAAUUUCCAGGUCCCAUCUUGGACCCUUUACCUCUUCCUUUCCCUGUGGGGGAAACCUUAAAACCACAUCAUGCAAGAUAGAGCACCUUUAAGAAGCUGAGGAUUUUAACUAAGCGAAGAAACCUGGAGGAAACUCUUUUACUGAUAGUGUGUAGUCAUAUCUGUAGAACAUAGCACACAGUACAGAUAUGUCCGUGAUGAGACAUACUGGACAGCUUCACAUGAUCCAGUUGUGAGCUAGACAUAGAUUAACAGUAGUGUUGUCAUUCAUCCAUUCAUUCAAAAGAGAAAGGGAGAGAAUAAAGGAAGAGAGAAGGGAAUAUAGACAUAACUCAUGUUCAGUGUUAAACAGUGUUUCCAGGAUUUCUGGAUUAUUAAACAUAAAACAAUAUUAAAGUCACAACCACUUAACAAAUCACACGCAACACAUACACACAACAACAAUACUGUUUUACUUUUCGUAUUUAAUUUUCAUAUUAUUUAAUUUGACUGCUAACACUGGAAAUUCUCAGAUGCCGAAUGAAGGCUUGCAGUUCUUUCGUAUUAAUAUGGACCUCUUGAAAUACGACGGUGCUAUUGUAAUAAGGAAACAGCUUUAACAUUAUUGUUAUUUAUUCUACUACGAUUGCUUUGUGAUUAGUUUCUCUUCAUUAAUUUUACUUCGCAUUCUGUUAAAAGUGUAUUUGUGUACCCCCCCCCCCAGUUUCCGAUGUAUGUGAGGCAGUGUUUUGCACCACAAAAAGAAUAUGAAUAAAGAACUAAACUAACCUGAGCUAAAGUUUCAGGUGGGCAAUUUGCA
Hemibagrus wyckioides is the source of this 4199-nucleotide messenger RNA. It is a transcript of the gene pdgfbb, whose product is annotated as platelet-derived growth factor beta polypeptide b. Gene Ontology annotation, biological process: positive regulation of ERK1 and ERK2 cascade; positive regulation of phosphatidylinositol 3-kinase/protein kinase B signal transduction; positive regulation of MAP kinase activity. The transcript has 8 exons. The record is from RefSeq and is a predicted model, not a curated record. Bases 674 to 2296 code for a protein of 540 amino acids. NCBI's taxonomy places the organism in Eukaryota, Metazoa, Chordata, Actinopteri, Siluriformes, Bagridae. Gene Ontology annotation, cellular component: membrane. Gene Ontology annotation, molecular function: platelet-derived growth factor receptor binding; growth factor activity.